GGAGCCUGGUGGGCUGCCGUCUAUGGGGUCGCACAGAGUCGGACACGACUGAAGUGACUUAGCAGCAGCAGUAACAGCAGCAUCACAUAAAUUGUAUCCCUGAUAACAAUGUUAAACUGGAAUCUAAUCUCGAAGAGGAGACAAUUAGAAAAAUCUAGAAUAUAGGACAUUUUAUGAGACAAUUGGCUGGACUUUUCAAAAAAUUCAGUGUUAAGAAAACAGAAGAUUGGGGAGGUUCUCUGUGUCAAAGUAUUUAGAAGUGAAAUGAUAUUUUGUCUGCAGUUCACUUUCAAAUAGCUCAUCAAAAAUGCAUAUGUCUGUGUUUAUAGAGAUAGAAGAAAACAAGUUGGUGAUCCUCGGAGGUGAAAGACUGUGUGUAUGUGUGUGGGUGUCCAUUGUACUAUUCUUUCAACUUUUGUUAAGUUUUAAAAUGUUCAAAAUUUAAAGCUGGAGAAGAUGCUUAUUCUUCGUUUGAACCUCAAUCCAGCUUUUAAUAUUUUUUGCCUGUUGGUUUAAUUGUGCUGUUUGGAGCCACUCGGAUAGAUUUGAAUUCUCCACCAUGUGGUGUUAGUGUUACUGGUAAUGGUGAUCCUGGUCGUUUUUAUGUAACAUUUAUUGAAUGCAUACCAUGAUAUGCCAGACACAUUAUUUCAGUUAAUCUUUCUAACCACUCGUGAGUUCAUAUUCAUUUCUCCUUGUAAAGAUGAAAAGACAGACAGCUAAAAAGCUAUCAUUAAAGCAACAGGAAAAAAAAAAAAAGCAUUUCAUCUUAAGAAUGAAAAUGUGAAUUUGUGAGGCUGGCAAGAAUAUUCAUUUGGUGAAAACAAGAUAGAAAAACUUGGGAUAAAGUCACUAGACUUUAUGCAUAUUUUUCUGGCCUGGAACUUGUUCUAUAUACAACCUGCCAUUGAGAAGCAAUCUGGUGUGGUGGUGAAGAUCACCAUUUCUGAAGCCGGAAUGCCUGGGUUCAAAUUCCAGCUCUACCAUUUGCAAGCUGCUCCUGCCUGAGAAGCACAUCUCUGCAAUUCCUACUGGAUUUUUACUACCCUUGGAUGCACUCCUGAUAUGGAGAAGAUUGAAGAACAAUUUGCCAACUUGAACAUUGUUAAACGUUCCUCAGAAACUAAAGAGCCUACUUACCUGCUUGGCAUAGACACAUCAAAGACUGUACAAACAGAAAAAGGAAGCUUGGUUGCUGUUCUGUGUUCUAAUGGAUCAAUCAGAAUACAUGAUAAAGAAAGGUUAAAUGUAAUACGAGAAUUUAGAGGGUAUCCUGGGCUUAAUGGAGUCAAGUUUGCGAAUUCCCAUGACCGUGUGUAUUCCUCAUGCACUGAUGGCACUGUGAAGUGUUGGGAUGCUCGACUGGCCAGUGGCAAACCUGUCCAGCUGUUCAAGGGUUACCCUUCCAAUAUUUUUAUCAGUUUUGAUAUCAGCUCUAAUGAUCAUGUCAUUUGUGCUGGUACAGAAAAAGUUGAUGAUGAUGCAUUGCUGGUAUUUUGGGAUGCAAGAAUUAAUUCUCAGGACUUGUCUACUACCAAAGAGCCACUUGGUGCAUAUUCAGAGACACAUAGUGAUGAUAUCACUCAAGUACGUUUCCAUCCCAGCAAUCCAAACAUGGUAGUCUCAGGUUCAACUGAUGGCCUGGUGAAUGUAUUUGAUAUUAGCGCGGAUAAUGAAGACGAUGCACUGGUCACAACCUGUAACUCAGUUUCAUCAGUAAGCUUUAUUGGUUGGUCUGGGAAAGAUUAUAAACAGAUUUACUGCAUGACACAUGAUGAGGGAUUUUGUUGGUGGGAUCUUAAUCAUCUGGAUACAGAUGAACCAAUUACAUGUUUGAACAUUCCUGAUGUCAGAGAAGUAAUUAAUGUGAAAGAAGGGAUUUUGGACUAUUUGAUUGGUGGCCUAUAUCAUGAAAAGACGGACAAAUUGUUUGUUGUCGGAGGGACAAACACAGGAAUUAUUCACAUAAUGAACUGUAUGACAUCAGGAUUGGUCCAUGUGACCAGCCUUCAAGGAGGGCAUGCUGCUAUGGUCCGGUCCUUCUGUUGGAAUAUGCAGGAUGAUUCUUUGCUAACUGGAGGAGAAGAUGCACAGUUGUUACUUUGGAAACCUGGAGCAGUAGAGAAGACAUUUACAAAGAAAGACAGCAUGAAAAUAGCAUCCUCUGUACACCAGCGAGUUCGCGUUCACAGUAAUGAUUCUUAUAAGAGAAGGAAAAAGCAAUGAUGUUACAUUGGGCGUUUACUUGAUAGGUUUUAUAGUUGCAAAUAAUUAUUUCUGUGUACUACCUGUGGUAGACAUGUUAAAAGCUCAUAUAUAAAUAAAAACAAGCCAGUUAGCAAACAA
Bubalus bubalis (water buffalo) is the source of this 2346-nucleotide messenger RNA. RefSeq names its product WD repeat domain 89 (gene WDR89). Gene Ontology annotation, molecular function: protein binding. Bases 1066 to 2226 code for a protein of 386 amino acids. The record is from RefSeq and is a predicted model, not a curated record. NCBI's taxonomy places the organism in Eukaryota, Metazoa, Chordata, Mammalia, Artiodactyla, Bovidae. The transcript has 2 exons.